AUGCUGUCUCUACUUGUUUUAUGUCUCAUUACCUAUUCGUACACUGAAUCUUAUCUAUUGCGAUGUGAUUUUGAAACACCCUGUACGAACUUUACAACCGACCAAAAUUGGGGUCUUACCGAUGGUUUUCAUCCUCGUCCAAUCGAUCAUGAUCAUACUUUGAAUAACAAAUCAGGCCAUUAUCUAUUCUAUAGUCCAAUAAGUGAAGCAAGAUUUCAGUUGGCUGAAAUCAAAACAACUGACUGGUUAACAGCACCGACUGAUCGAGCUAUUUGUUUUCAAAUGUGGUAUUACACACCUCGACUUAGCCUACCUUUUAGCAUUCAACUAGUGCAGGGUGAUGAUGAACUUCUGACACGCGUGAUUGCUUCCAUUCCCGGCAAAGAUCCAUCCGUCAACGAUUGGACACAAAUCAAUCUUUUGUUACCUGCUGAGAAGAUCAAAAUUUAUGUACGAUUAAAUGUUUCAGUUGGGCCUUUGGCAUUUGAUGAUUUUACUGUUGACUAUUGUGAUAAACCUCGUCCUUCGCCACCUGAUACAUUGCUUGCCUGUGAUUUCGAAUCAUAUUGUACAGACAAGUUCAUAUCAUUACCUGAAUACAUCUAUCAAUGGUCAGUCAUUGAAGCCGAUGAUGCAGUGAAACAACAACGUCAAGCUCCACCAAUUGAUUAUACAUUUGGUAAUGGAUCAGGACACUAUGUAUGGCUGAAGAAUUCGACCUACAUCCAACCAGGCAAUGUUGCUUAUUUAGCAACACGAUCAUCUUUAAAUUUAACGAGCAAUCAAACAUACUGUCUUAACUUCCAAUACUAUGGAUAUGCAAGAAAUUGGUACAAAACCAAUCUGAAAAUCUAUUCAAUGAUAAGUAAUGAGACUCCCGUCGUACAAAUGUUGUGGCCCACAUAUAGAUCAGGAGAAUACCAGUAAGUAAUAGGGAAUUAGAAUAAAACUUCAAUCAUUAUCAUCCUUGCUUUAAUUUAGAUACACACCAAAUCAAUGGUAAGUAUAUUCAAACAAGAAAAAGAAACGAUUGAUUUUGAUUAACAAUUAAACGAGUCAUCGUACACUUAGUUUAGCAUGUUUCUUUUUUCUAUAGGACCUGGGGCAUUAUUAAUCUCCCGGUGGGUUAUUAUUCACUUUUGUUUCGUGUGGACUAUUCAGAUAUUGUCGACGGGUCCUAUGCUCUUGACAAUAUUGAAAUUACUUCAUGUGAUUAUCCAACAUCUUCAUUGACGCCGUAUGAUUCAUUUCUCUCAUUCUCUUGUAAUUUCGACAAUCAAACAAUGUGCGA
This is a messenger RNA of Rotaria sp. Silwood2, 1291 nucleotides long. NCBI's taxonomy places the organism in Eukaryota, Metazoa, Rotifera, Eurotatoria, Philodinida, Philodinidae. The record is from the annotation of a GenBank genome assembly.